ACUCAUUGUUUACAUUGUAAGUAAAGUUACUGAUGGAGGUGGAGGUCCUCAGUACCUCGUGAACUCUAGGGGAGGUAGGCUGUUUAUGAGGAUGAAUUAAGAUUAUAAAGUUAAUCUGUCAUGUGCAAGAUGAAAAACAUUAGUAGUCACACAGAAUGGGUUGCAUCCCUAGGCAGAGCUAUCAAACACACGCGUAACCUUGCUGUGUGGAGUUCAAUACCUUGGUUUAUAGGAUGGGCAACUCUGACUGUGAUGGGACCAAUUGUUGCAGUACGACUCGUGUAUAGAGUCCUUCAGGUGGUGAUGUAUCGAGCCUUUUCUGGUGAAAAGGCUUUGUGUGGAAAGAUAUUUCAGCCUCCAGAGCUGCAUGUUCCUACUAUCGUAAAACUGGAUCUGGAGAACAUAAACAGCAUUCCAGGGAUGGUCGAUAACCUCCUCAAAACCCAUGGACAUAUUGAUGUCCUUAUCAACAACGCUGGCAUUUCAUUUCGAGGCGCAGCCAUUGACACUGACAUCAGUGUUGAUAUAAAGCUGAUGGUUGUAAAUUAUUUUGGCCAGGUUGCUCUAACAAAAGCUAUCCUUCCAAGUAUGGUGGAGAGAAAAUCAGGUCACCUUGUGGCUGUGAGCAGUGUUCAGGGAAAACUUGCGAUACCAUACAGGUCAUGCUACACAGCUUCAAAACAUGCUCUGCAGGGCUUCUUUGACUCUCUGCGUGCUGAAGUUGCUGAUAGUGGAGUGCUCGUAACUGUUGUCAGCCCAGGAUAUAUCUCGACAAAUCUUUCUUUAAAUGCUGUUACUGGUGAUGGCUCAUUAUACGGCACCAUGGAUGCAACUACAGCUUCUGGCAUGAGCCCAGAAAAGGUUGCUGAACACAUCGUUGGAAGUUUGAUAAAUGGAUACGAGGAACUAGUGUUGGCUCCCUUGUCUCACCGGCUUGCCAUCAUUCUGCACACACUCGCCCCAUCACUUAUUUCUCGGAUCAUGAAGAGCCGUGCUCUUAGUCAAAAGUAUAUGUACGCGCACAAGGAAGAUUGAACAAUAAUUUGUAUGUGGUGUAUGAAUGGCUAAAUUUUUAUUGAAGUGAUUUCCCUGUUCAUGGAGGUAAAGUAUCUCCAUUUACCUAUCGUGUAUAUGUUUGAGUACAGUAUUUAUGACCAUAAUGGUAUUAUAUUAUGGUUAAAGGAAUUGAAAUAACUGAAAAUGAAUGUUGGAGCUCAAAGCUUCUCUUUCAGGGAGGUUCCUUGAUGUUGGUGAGGGGCUCUUGAUCAAAGGAAUUUGACCUGUCCUUCCAUUACUUUGAUUAAACCUGAUUGCCUCUCAAUCCCAAGGGCUGUACGACUCCUAUGGGUUUAGCCUUUUCCCCUAAAUAUAUCUUCAUGGAGGGAGUGCUAAACCCAUAGGGGGGUCAUACAUUGCUUGUGAAAAUAGGAAGCAUCAGGUUCAUUACAAGGAAGUGGGAGUUGGGUUCCUUGGAUCAAGAACUCAUCGGCAUAAGUCCCUCAAGAGGGUGAUGCCUGUUUAUGCAUUUUGACCCCUUGAGGGGUUGAAAUGCAUUGAGAAGCUUUCAGUUCCAUCUUUCACAGAGUUUAUAUUUAAUUUUGUACACAUGUACAUAGAGAUGUGUACAAAACCCUUGAAUGUGCAAAUGUCAGAUCAUUGUGAUAAAUGCAAUUAUACAGACACUAGUGUAUCUUUAUUGCUGAAAUGAUUCACCUGUGCAGUAGGCUUUAUUAUUUAUAUUCAAAUAUAAUACUAGAGAGUUAGGUUUAGCACUUUCUCUGAUUAUAAUAAGAGUUAGUGUGGUGGUUUUGAGGUGAUCAGUUCCUCAAGCCUGAAUCAGAGGCCUGCAGAAAGACCUUGUACAUAUAUACGAGGUCUGGUCAAAGGCCUUUGCCUCAAACUUGAGGGAUUGGUUACCACCUUCCAAGAUUGAGAGUGUGAUUACCUCAAAACUCCUACUCUGCUGUCUCUUGUGAACUUGUUGUCUAGGCAAGACAUUUCAGCUUUAGAGAAGUGUUGGACAUGCAUUUUAUUCAACUUGUUAAUAUUGUAUUUAAAUUUUUAUAAAGAUUGGUUAUAACAAAAUGUAAACUUUUAAAUAAAAACAUUAAUAAUUUGAUUAAUAUUAAUUAUUUAUGAAUGGGUUACAAAUUCUAUUUGUGAAGGUUGUACUGAAACAUGUCAGACUGAAAUUGGACCUAUCUCAACUUUCCUUUGAGUGUCCCCAAUUCCCUUCCUUUUCCCAGGGAAUGUAUGAUCCCUGUGGGUUUAAUGCAGCUCCAUAAUUUAUGAACUAUACAUUCAGUAUUAAGCCCAUAGAGGUAGUAUAGUACCAGGGGUAAUGGGAAGCAAUCAGAUUCAAUCCAAGGAAAAGGAUAGCAAUGAAAUAGAAAAUAUGCCAAAUGAGUAAGAUCACCAUACAGCAAGAGAAGAAAUGUAACAGGCACAAAAUUACAUGCUGCUCAACAUGUCUGAUAAUUAUAAUACUGAUAAAUAAAAUGCAAGUGCAAGACCUAGGUAUCUUUCAUGAAGACAAUUUACCCCCAGUGGCCUUUUCAAAUCAGUAGAGAGGUUAUAAACUAGAGACGAAGAUGUAAUCAGUCCCUCAGCCAUGAUAAGUGUUCAGUGCCUAAGUCUUGAUGAAAACUCAAGACUAAGGGACUGAACACCUAUGAAGUCUGAGGGAUUUAUUCCAUACUCCAUGAUCUUCAGUUUAUAAUCACUGUACUAAAUUGAAAAAAAAGCCACUGGUUAGCAAAUCUUCAUUAAUAUACUCAGGUCUUGCACAUGUCUUGUUCAUCAAAUUGAGGGUAUUGUGUACAAAUAUAAAUUAAACCCACUGAGGUCAUCUAUUGCUAUAAGGCAGAAAGGCUAUGAAAAGCAUGAAAAACUAUAUUGCUUGCAGAACAACUGUAGAGAAAAUAAGGGGCAAGCAACUCAGUCAUAAUUUGAUAACAGUUUUGAAGUUACCAAAGUUGUCAACAAAAAUUAUAUUGAAUAAACCAGUAAUAUUAAUCCUUAAACUUUUACAUUACAAUAAUGAAUGAAUUUUAUAGAAAUUUAACAAAAUGGCCACAGUAUAAAUACCAUAAAAUCUGGAGAGAUAAAUACUGUAUUGAUAUAUUAAAUGUUAUAACAGACAACUAUAAUAAAAUAGUGCACAUCUGGAGAGUAAUAUAAAUCUCAUAUACGUAUUUAAAAUAUUAAAGUACAAGCAAACAUGAUAGUAAAUACAACAAAGGGUUCAUUUAAAUUCAAAUAAAUAACAUGGGAAUAGUGCAAGAUAAUAAUGUUAACAGCUACACACUAAUGUUAAAUAACAUACAGCAGAAAUGCUGAAACAUCGACUUUCUCUGAGGCUUGCUUUGACAAUAUAAGCCCCACCUACAUUCCCUAUUUAUCAUUCUUAAGUUCUUAAUACCCCUCAGUUUAUUAUUACCAUGCAUAUUGAGGGAGUCACGGUCUCAUCUGGGGAACUUCUUUAUGCUGAAGCAACAGUUAUCUAGAAAUGCUAUCAUUUACAAUAAUAUUGACCAAGAUCAUCAUUCAUUUACCCCAGUACUGUACCACGUCUUGUUUUCUUUAUUAUUAUUUAUAGUCGAGUGCAAAAUCUGUAAGUCAUACGGUUUCUAGGAAUUGAUGCAUUGUUUUUACAAAAAGAAACUACAUGCAUAUUACGUAUAUACAUAUGUCCCUGACUUUGGAAUAUUUUUUCAUUAAAAUGGAUUAUUUUUGCCCUCAUAAAAAAUACAUUGACAACAGUGAAUGGCACAUUAUUUAUAAAAAUAACUCCAUAUUGUUAUUCAAAUUUUAAACUUUUAAUAUUAUACAAUACAGUACAUACAGUAUUUAAUGUCAUUAUUUAUUUUCAGCCAUUAUUUGCAUACAUUUACUUUAUAGACUACAGUAUUACCCUUUACUUCAACUGGACUUAUAUUUUUUCUUGUAUUAUUUUUAUUCACUUUCGUACAUCUUUUUUUUUAACACGUCUAUAUACAGUUUAUUGUGCAGGACCUGCUUAUGUUUUCACGGUAAAUUUUAUUUUUUAUAGCUAUUAUUAUUAUGGUUUUUCAUGGGGAGACACUAAAUGAAUAGGGGAUCAUAAAGCUCUUAGGAAAUGUAAGGUAAUCAGGUUUGAUCUAAGGAAGGGAAGUGUAACUGAAGUUUCUCUGAUAAAAAACUUUUAUGGCUCUUAUACUUCAGCAAAUAAACCUGACCCAUCACUACAAUACUGCACUGGUACCACUGUACACAGAUUCAAUUAACCAUUUAAAUUCUUGGUAAUAAAUUUUUUUGAUACCAUAUGUACUGUAUAUCUGCUAAAAGUAUAAGACAAAAAAUUUACUCGACAAUUUUGUACAGUACAGGAUUUAACAUCUUUUUAAUGUAUUAUAAAGUGCUAAAGCUGAUCUCCAUUCAUAGUUGCUUUGUUGAUGUCAUUUUGUAAUUUUUGUAACUGACUGCAAGUAAAAAUUCACAUUAACCCUUAAGCUGUCCAAAUGUAGCUCUACGUCCACAUGUGUAGACAAGCACCUAAAGUCGAUUCCUGACCAGCCGGGCUGUGGCUCGUACGUUGGUUUGCGUGCAGCCAGCAGCAACAGCUUGGUUG
Molecule: messenger RNA, 4609 nt
Organism: Cherax quadricarinatus
Lineage: Eukaryota; Metazoa; Arthropoda; Malacostraca; Decapoda; Parastacidae
Source: RefSeq, a predicted model, not a curated record